AUGAAAUAUGAUAAUAGCAAUGAUAGUGACGACAAGAAGGUUGAAGAAGUUGAAGGUGAAAAUGUUCCUGAUUCACAGUCGGGGGAUUUGAACAAUAUUAAUAGUAAUAGAGAUUUCAAACCAUAUCGAAACAUCAACACUACAUCAUUUACAACAAUUAUUCCAAAAUCUAAUAAUUAA
Molecule: messenger RNA, 180 nt
Organism: Entrophospora sp. SA101
Lineage: Eukaryota; Fungi; Glomeromycota; Glomeromycetes; Entrophosporales; Entrophosporaceae
Source: the annotation of a GenBank genome assembly